AGAGACAGUGGAACACUUUCCACCAACCGUCUGGGGAGCAGGACUAGCUUACACACCCUCUCUGCAUCCUGAGCGCUUCACCAGACUAAAAACAUCAGCACUCUGCCACAUCACCAACAUGGGCUCGGUCUUACCUUCAGACGCUGUGGUGCUGAAGUCUGGAUUUAAAUGUCAGAGUCGCUCCUUGUCAGAUAUCAUCACCUCAGACAUCCUACACAGCUUCCUGUACGGCCGCUGGAGGAACGUGCUGGGAGACCACCUGAUGGAGGAGAGGCAGAGCGCCGCGAGCCCCCGGACAGCCUUCACCGCCGAGGUCCUCGCGCAGUCCUUCGCCGGUGAGGUGCAGAAGCUGUCCAGCCUCGUUCUCCCCAGCGAGGUGAUCAUCGCCCAGAGCUCCGUCCCCGGUGAGGGCCUGGGCAUCUUCUCCAAGACGUGGAUCAAGGCGGGGACUGAGAUGGGCCCGUUCAGCGGGCGUGUGGUGCCCCCGGACACCGUGGACCAGCUGAGAAACAACAACCUGAUGUGGGAGGUGUUCAACGAGGAUGGCUCGGUGCGCUACUUCAUCGACGCCAGCCAGGAGGACCAGCGCAGCUGGAUGACGUACAUCAAGUGCGCUCGCAACGAGCAGGAGCAGAACCUGGAGGUGAUGCAGCUGGGAGGCAGCAUCUUCUACAAGGCUGUGGAGACCAUCCCCCCGGACCAGGAGCUGCUGGUGUGGUACGGAAACUCCCAGAACACCUUUCUGGGGAUUCCAGGAGUCCCCGGGCUGGAAGAGGAACAGCAGAAGAAGAACAGGAAUGAAGAUUCCCACUCCUGCGAUGGCUCUUCCUCCUGCUCCCCCUCCUCCGCUUCUUCUUCCUCCUCCUCUUCCUCCGCCAGCCGCAUGCGCUGUGUGAUCUGCCACCGCGGCUUCAACUCCCGCAGCAACCUGCGCUCGCACAUGCGCAUCCACACGCUGGACAAGCCCUUUGUCUGCCGCUUCUGCAACCGCCGCUUCAGCCAGUCGUCCACGCUGCGUAACCACGUGCGGCUGCACACCGGGGAGCGCCCGUACAAGUGUCACGUCUGCCAGAGUGCCUACUCCCAGCUGGCGGGGCUGAGGGCGCACCAGAAGAGCGCCCGGCAUCGUCCUGGCGCGGCCGGCUCGGACACCCCCUCCCAGCCCCCAGCCCCUCCUCCUCCUGCGCCCACGCAGAUACCCAGUCUGUCUCAGCAUCAGAUGGUGCACCACAUCCCCACCAUGGUGCUCUGAGGGGGGAGGGGGUAGGGGAGGAGGAAGAGGGAGGGAGAGACUUGAACAAUGUUGCACUUUAGCUUGACAUGCUCUGGAGGGCGCUAGUUUGCUUUGGUUCAGCCUGGAACAGGAGACCAGAGCUUGUUUUGGUUCGCUCAGGAUAAACUCCUGACCACACUUGUGAGAUGGUCUUCACUGGCAAGCAGGUUCAUGACAAAGGGAAGUUUAGACUGAUAUAUUAUAGACUGUUAAAUGAGCCUGUGUGUAUAAAUGGCCUGAACACUUUGUUCUCCAAUACGUUUUAGAUGUGGCCUUAUUUCCAGCUGUGGCAUCAUGUUUAUGAUGGUCGUAUGUGAUUGUCACCACCUUGUUCCAAAGGAAGAUCUACUCUUGUUUAUAGAGCCUGAGUGUGAAUAAAUUACCCGAAAAUUACAGUUUGUAGGACCAAUGUCUAUACUUGCUUAUUCCUAUUUUUUUUCAGAAUUUCUAAUGGGAUUCCUAUCCCAUUUAUACCACACAGCAUUGUGGGAGGACAUGGGGAUUACAUUGAGUCUAGUCCUGUUAUUGUACUUGUUCACUCCAUUAAAACAUGUCAACCAACACCAUUCCAGGUGUUGUUCACCUGUAGCUCUACCAAGAAGCCAACAGUAAAAAGAGAAAUCUGAAGUACCAGAUGAAGAAGCCGAGCAGGCUUCAAUCUGCUGUGUCUGAAGUCCACAAAACUAAAUUGUCACUUUAUCUCUGUACAUUCCUGUAAAACUUUGUGUAAUUUGUAAACUGUAUAUAAAUGUGAAUGUAAAUAAAUGUCCUUUCUUUAUAUUCUAAAUAAAUGACAAUACUCA
Molecule: messenger RNA, 2076 nt
Organism: Osmerus eperlanus (European smelt)
Lineage: Eukaryota; Metazoa; Chordata; Actinopteri; Osmeriformes; Osmeridae
Product: PR domain zinc finger protein 12-like
Exons: 5
Coding region: 119-1252 (377 amino acids)
Biological process (GO): neurogenesis; regulation of gene expression
Cellular component (GO): nucleus
Molecular function (GO): histone methyltransferase binding
Source: RefSeq, a predicted model, not a curated record